AUGCCCUUACAUGUGCAAAAGAUAAUACUGUUCAUGCUACAGAAGGGUACUAUAGGAUAUUACGUAAAACUUGGUGGUAUUUUCAUAGGAUCCAUAGAAGGUUUUGCAUCGAUUUCCCUGACAUUGCAAUCGGAAUAUGAUCUCGAAGAAUUGACCAUGCAAAUUUCCUUCUUGAGUUCCCAAUAUCUGUAUAUCUUCGUGGGCAGCUACAUCGCCCAAGAAAUCACGAAUCACAAUAAUCAUGUGUUCGUCACCGUAUACGACAUACAAUGGUACGUGGCGCCUUUACAUGUGCAAAAGAUAAUAUUGUUUAUGCUGCAGAAAGGCACCAAGGCUUAUUAUGUGAAGCUUGGCGGUAUCUUCGUAGGAUCAAUGGAAGGUUUCACAUCGUUGCUAAGCGCUACGAUAUCUUACUUCACCGUUAUUUAUUCAACACGACAAUAA
Dinoponera quadriceps is the source of this 444-nucleotide messenger RNA. RefSeq lists its product as uncharacterized. Gene Ontology annotation, molecular function: odorant binding; olfactory receptor activity. The record is from RefSeq and is a predicted model, not a curated record. NCBI's taxonomy places the organism in Eukaryota, Metazoa, Arthropoda, Insecta, Hymenoptera, Formicidae. Gene Ontology annotation, biological process: sensory perception of smell; detection of chemical stimulus involved in sensory perception of smell. Bases 1 to 444 code for a protein of 147 amino acids. The transcript is spliced from 4 exons. Gene Ontology annotation, cellular component: plasma membrane.